AUGAAACUACGUGCUUUGGUCCUUCCUGUACAGAACCACGAAAUCGUAUUAUUGAAGGGUUCGGACAUGAUGUCGGGAAUACUACCCGAACAAGACUCUGACACGUCAAGAUGGAAUAUACCUCUGUGCGGUUCACGCACGAUGAAGAAUCGAGGGAGGAGGAGUAUAUCCUCACAUAUUGUUCGAAAUGUAAAGAAUGUGAGAUAUUCUUGCACACGUCUCCCCACGUCUGGGAUGCUGCGAAUGGAGGAAUGUGAGGAAUGGUACGAAAUACGGGAAACGACACGCCCGCUAUAA
Messenger RNA from Laccaria bicolor S238N-H82, 297 nucleotides. RefSeq lists its product as uncharacterized. The transcript is spliced from 4 exons. The record is from RefSeq and is a predicted model, not a curated record. The coding region runs from base 1 to 297 and encodes 98 amino acids. NCBI's taxonomy places the organism in Eukaryota, Fungi, Basidiomycota, Agaricomycetes, Agaricales, Hydnangiaceae.